AGUCAAAAAAAGUUUUUCUAAACAAAAACUUUUAGGUAAAUAUAUAUCUGAACGGUUAGACCAGCCACUUAAACACAAAGCAUAAUACUAAAACGAGAAAAUAAAACAAAGAAACAUAUGAUUGAAAAUAUAUUCAAUAUGUUUUUCUUUUUACAAUUUUAUCCGCAAUAUAAAAAAUCCACCGGUCAAACCAUCAAAUUUUAGUCAAAUUUUAAUAUAACCAUGUAUCUGACUGUGUAUAACUUUAAUAAGACACUAGAGCUUAACCCGUGCCAUGCACGGGUUUUGUUUUUACUUUUUAUAGAUAAAUAUUUAUUUUGUGUAAGUGAUAAUCUAUAUUUUUUAAAUUUAUCGUGCGCGAGUUUUGUUUUUAACUUUUAUAAAUAAAUGUUUAUUUUAUGUAAGUGAUAAUCUAUAUUUUUAAAAUUUAUCCCUAUAAAUUUUUUUUUUAAUAUGACAUUUCUAAAAAUAAUAAUUUUCUAAUUUAUAUUGAGUAUUAUACAUUGUUUUGUAAUUCGUUAAAUGUAUCACCGAUAUUUUUAGAAUAUGACCCGUAUACCAGCACAAAUAUAUUUUUUAUUUUUUAUGGAUCAAAAUUUUAUAAUAAAAUUAUUUUAUAUGCUAUUUCAAAACUGGUGUUAUAUACUUUAUACUAUUUAACAUUUAUCAGAUUGAAUAUACACUGGCUUAUUAUUUAUAAUAGAGUAUAUAUAAAAUAAUAAAAGACAUGAUUUUAGCCACAACAUUUUUGGCUUUAGUUUUUAGAAUAUUUGCUUAUUGUGAUUGCCUUGAAACCUACGAAUAAUGAAAGUAAAGAUUUUAUUCUCUUGAUGCCGAAAUCUUUGUUAGUUAUAAUUAUUUAAGAAAAUAAUGUAAUAAUUGAAAAAUAUAAGUAUUAUUUAAUAGUAGGUUUAUUUAAUUUUCAGUAGCAUUAAGUUGUAAGUAUUUUGCAAGUUUGAGGAUAAGUACUCUAAAUAUAUAUUUCUUUUUUAAUAAUAUAGAUGAUCUUACGUCGUUUGAUUUAAGUUUUCAGUAACAAAGUUACAAAACAGUUGUCCGAAUCUUCGACCUGCUGAAUUAUCAACCACAACGCAUUACCAACUGUACGCUACUUGAUAAUUUGACAUAAACCUAAAUACAAAUUGAUUUUAAGGUAAAUGAACAUCAUCUUGUGAGAUCAUGCGUUUCCACGACUGAAACUUUUGUCAUUUGCUUUUAUCUGAUGCUGCUUUUGUUGCUUAAUCUUAUUGUCAACAUCUUUGGAGGACUAUCGUUGGCUUACAUACCAAUAGCUAACGUUGCUCAGGUUUUUUUUUGUUCAUUCAAAUCUCAUCAACAAUAUAUAAUUAUUAACAAAUUAAAUAGACAAAAAAAUCACUACUCGAAACUGAAAUCAAUAGAAUUCAACAAUAUAUAGAUAUAGAAGUUCUAUUAUGUCACGUUGAAUGUAAUAUUUUGGUAAGUUAGAGAAAAAUAUGUUAAAUUUUUUAUUUUUAGUUAUUAUUUUCUUAUGUUUUUCGAAUAAUGUUUUCAAAAAAUUGACAUAGUUUAUUUUUAGGUGAAAUAUGAUUUAUAAUUUUAUAUUUAUUCCAGUUUUGAUUUUAUUAAUUAUUAGAAGAAAAGUCGAUUGGUAGCUACACAAAUAAUAUGCCACCACAUCACUAAACAUCUAGACUAAACUAAUGUAUUAAAAUUACAUGCACUAUAUGAAUCAUAUGACAACAUCCUUGAACUAAUAUGUAUUAUGUUAUUAACACCAUACAUAUAGUUUUGUAUUAGAAAAUUGUGCCGGAUUUAGAAGUGUAUUGGACUUGUAACAAGACAAUUUACGAUGAUGUUUAAAAUAUUUUAACAUGUUAUUUGAUGUAUAAAAUUUAAUUUUGAAUAUUGGUCUAUGUGUGUUCAUUUUGUUUUUGGUCAUUUGAAUAUGUGUUAUGAUCUUUUUUUCAAAUAAAUGCUUAUUGCGUUAUGCCAAGUUCCAAAACCUUUCAUUUUUAUGGUGUUAAACAUAUAUUAGUUAAUGGAUGUUUUCAUGUGAUUCAUAUAGUUCAUAUAGUUUUCAAUAUAUUAUUUUUGUUCAAAUGUGUGACAUGUGGUGGUGUAUUGUUCGUGUGACUAGCAAUCAUUGUUUUUAAUCAUAUCUCAUUUUCAAUUCCUUCUCUUACAUAAGAAAAGUGUAGUUUAAAGAAAAAAAAUACAGCGCAAUUUUGAAAAUAAAGUAUAUUUGCAGUGUAGUUUCCCAAAUUUCCCCAAAAAGGAAUCCAUAUAGGCCUUUUACUAUUGAAACUAUUCAAGCAGUCCAAUCUGUUUUUUUGUCCCGAAUGAAACUGGGCUUGACCCAUUAAACUCGCCUUACAUGUGUAUGUGUCCUGACGGCCCAUUAUAAUAGAUGCCACCUGGUUGGUUAUAUUAUAAGUUUCUAAUUCUAAAUGCCAAUAAAUUAUUUUUGUCUUCUACCUAUUUGGACCAAAAAGUUGAAAGGUUGGUCAAAAGUGGGUGUUCCAAUUACGAUGCAGCCCAUUAUAGUUAGGAGCAACUAUUAGCAUAUAUUUAAAUAUCUCCUUCAAUUUUAAAUCUACGUACCACCCAUAUAAAUCACACAUUAUUUAAUACUCCUUCUGAAAAUAAAUAAUUAAAAUAUCUUUUUAAUUUGAAGUGGAGGAAACACAUAGUCUAAAGAUUUUAAUUAGGGAUAGGAAUCCACAUGAACUUCCCGAGAAACAAGUAAUGGUACUUUAUUAUAGUUUGGUUAGUUUAAUGAAAGUUUUCCUCAAAUCUCUCACCGAUUAAUAAUAUCAAAUGACGAAACCAUCCUUUAAUGUAUUUUAGCGACAGUAUCUGACAAAGGGGCAAGAUUGUCUUACGUCACUCACUUCAUUGAAGAGGAAAAAUAAACCUGUGUUUGAUAAAUGAAGUGAAAAAAGAAGCCGACAGCAACUAAAGCUAAAAGCAAAAGUACACAUAGAGUCAUAGAGAGAUAGAGACUGAAAGUGAUUUUUGCACACCAAAGAGUGCUACGAAGAGGGAGAGAAAAAGAAACAAAAUGAUGCCUUGAGGGAGAAAACAAAUCGAUUGCUUUUCUUUUUGUUUACAUUACAAAGAACAUGAUCUAUCCAUCCUAUUGCCCUCACUAUUUUGCGAUCUCUCCUUGUCUUUCUUCUUCUUCUUCUCUUCUUCUCCAUGUCUACGAGUGAAACUAUGAAGAAAUGUUCAAGAUUCACACACUCUCUUUCUCACUCUAACUCAGAUGUUUUGAUGAGGUGAUUGUAAUGGAAAUGAAAUUUGGUAAAGGAAUUGAUAUGGAACAAAGCCCCAACAGUGUUCUUACUGAAUCAGAGAAGAGGAGUACAAGGCUGAAGCCGCCUCGCAGGGAUGAGAUACUGAGAGUCAAAGAAGGCUUCACCGAGAUAAGCUUCAGGCGCUACCGCAGCACAUCCUGUAAGAACUUUUCUUCCAAGCCGGAUAAUAAAACCGAGCAAAGGCGAGGUUCUGUCUAUCAAAGCUCCAAUAAGUUUUUUAAAGAGCUUAGAGAUCCUCAGGGACGUAAAGACUCGGAUGCAAAACUCGAGCUGUCUCGUACUAGCGACGCUUCUUUCUCCUUUAGAGUUGUUGAUUCUUCAAGAAAGGGGAGUACAGAGAAAAGACCAGACACAAAGAAGGUUUCAGAUGGACAGAAGUCAUCAGCUGAGCCUUACACCUCUGGCAACUUCAUUGACAUUUGUUUGAAAUCAGGUAUUAAAGAUAGAGGAGUGGUGUUGGAUUCAGAAGAGGAUGCUGACCAUGAAACUCGAUUGCCUAAGCCACAUUCCUCUUCAUUAGAAGCCGGUUGCAAUAAGGAAAGCUCAAGGGUUAGGAAAAUGUUUGAUCCAUUUGUUAAGUCAAAGUCUCUGAGAAGUCCUCUUGGCUAUUUAGGAGAAGCAGAGAAGCACAAUGAGCGUUGCAAGUCUAUGUUGAGUGACUACUCAAACAUUCAUAAAAGUCUUCCUCCAGUUGUCAAUAAGGAUUACACUUCGGUGCUGGCAUCAUCCCCGGUUCAUCUACAUUGCCGUCUAAAGGUAGAAAGCAAACAUGGGUUGCCUGUUUUUCAGUUUGUGUCUGAUUCUCCAGAGGAUGUUUACACUGCAAAGACGUGGAAGUCAGAGAACGGUUCCAGUUGGGUGUAUACAUUCUCAUCUGCUGGGAUCAGAAAGAGAAGCAGUGCUAGCGUGAGGGGUUUGAACGAUGUUAGCAAAGAGCCUUUGCUUGUGGCUCAGAUGCAAGUUUCAUGUAACAUGUGCUCAGAAGUAAGAAAAAAGGGACAAGAUCCAGAGACUUUGGUGGUUAACGAGUUUGUUUUGUAUGAUAUUGCACAAGCGAGACGGAGUGUCUCUGUCUCCACAAAGGAAGAUCAAUCACUACUACCUCUUGCUAAACCAGACUCAGAUUCAAGAAGCAGCACAUUGUCCAGGGAUGGUUGUGAUACAAUGAAGCAGAGAUCUCAGCCAAAACGUACUUCUCAGAGCUGUGAUCUCGAGGCUUCGAAUGGAACAAGCCCAUGGUCAGCUGGGGAUUUGCAUCCUGACCUUGAGAUUGCCGCUAUAAUUAUCCAAGAGACCAUUGAGAAGAGAGAGAGCUUAAAGUACAGAAGAGGUGACAAAAGGUUGAUGGAGAAAACGAAUCUUCUUGGUCUUUCUCCCAUAGAAGAGGAGAAAAAGGAGUUGUUUGGUUCUGAAAAGUUGAAAGUUGUAAUCCCAAGGGGCAACCAUGGGCUACCAAAUGCCGAAAACUCCGGUCCUUCGCCUUUGAUUCAGAGAUGGAGGUCAGGAGGUGGUUGUGACUGUGGUGGUUGGGACAUGGCUUGUCCUCUUAUGGUUUUGGGAAAUCCUCUUUUCUCAUGUUCUCAUGAUCAGCCUCUUGUGGACUAUCAGCAUCCUUUGCAACUAUUUGUCCAGGGUGCUAAAGAGCAUAUACCAGCGUUGUACAUGUCGUUUGCUGAGGAGGGGCAAUACGAUGUUCACUUCCAUGCGCAGUUAUCAACUUUGCAGGCAUUCUCCACCUGUGUUGCCAUAUUACAUAACACCGAAGUCUCCGAUAGUUACAGAAAUUGCGAGAAUGUACAGCAGUUGUCACACUGCAGCUCGCUGAAAAUGUUGAUUGAUGAGGAUGUUCAGUGUUUAGUUGAAGCAGUAACAGAGGAAGGAGAAAAGAAUGUUCCUAAUCCUGUGAAAGAAGCUGUGAUCGCUCUUCAGUCCUACAUGCCAAACCCUCCUUUCUCGCCAAUCUCUCGAGUGUAGUCUGUGAUGCUGUCCAGGAUUGGCAGUAAGAAGAUAAGAGAAUAGAUUGGUCUCCAGCUUCCUGACAAAAGUGCAGCCAUGAAGCGGUUCCCCAAACAAGCUAGAACUUGAAGAUGGGAUGUUCUAUGGUCUCCGGUCUGAGAAAUGUGUCACGUUAUUUAUUCAUUCUUCCGAGUAGGAUCUUUGCAAAAGAAAAAAAAAAGCUACAUUGUUCAUACUAUAAAGUAGCAAAUGGGAGUUGCCCAAUUUGGUUAGAGUUUCUUAUAAGCUUAGAUUUGGUACAUCUUUCAGAAAAAAGUUUUGUAACUUGUAGUGAAUAAUGAGAUCAUCUUCCUCU
Messenger RNA from Brassica rapa (field mustard), 5610 nucleotides. RefSeq lists its product as uncharacterized. The record is from RefSeq and is a predicted model, not a curated record. NCBI's taxonomy places the organism in Eukaryota, Viridiplantae, Streptophyta, Magnoliopsida, Brassicales, Brassicaceae.